Exophiala viscosa is the source of this 1437-nucleotide messenger RNA. RefSeq names its product glycoside hydrolase. NCBI's taxonomy places the organism in Eukaryota, Fungi, Ascomycota, Eurotiomycetes, Chaetothyriales, Herpotrichiellaceae. Bases 114 to 1334 code for a protein of 406 amino acids. Gene Ontology annotation, biological process: carbohydrate metabolic process. The transcript has 3 exons. The record is from RefSeq and is a predicted model, not a curated record.
GCCGGUUGGCUCCGGUUGGGCUCACCGUUAUGUCACCUAUUCCUGACUACGAUUCAUCCAGACGCCGGUGUAACUGAAUGUUCAUGCAGUGUCAACAAUGACACAAAGAGGACAUGGAACGGCCGCGUUUGACAUUGAGUGAAGGCGCCUCGCCUCAUUCGAGGUCAAAAACCCCAUGCGCUGUUGAGGAGUCAGCAAGUGGUGGCGGAUAUCCACUGAAUAUAACUCAGCCAGCUAUAAACGUGUUCCUGGCUUCAAAGCAAGAUGAAAUCGGUCAGAUCAACGGGCUCACGUACUGGCAAGUCGCCAACGGCUAUACCGCAGUCGCUCUACACGAUACAUGGUCAAACACGACUUCCAACGCCGAUGUGCUGGACACUCUCAUAUCCACGGUUGAAGCCAACCAGGCCGACUGCAUCAACGAGAUGAAUGACGAUUCCAUGUGGUGGUCGAUCUGUCUGUUGGAAAUGUACGAACUCACACAGAACGCGCAGCACCUGAAUGUCGCCGAAGCCAUUUGGAAUCACGUUCAGCAGUACGUGGUCUCGCCAGGUAGAUACAACAUCAACGGCCUUGACAUGGCAGGUGCAGUCAUGUGGACCAACAAGACCAACGAGACGCAAGUCAACGCGAUUACCGCAGGUCUGUUCUCGGAGCUCUCGGCAAGACUGGCAUGUCAAGCCGAGCCCGGGCCCACACGUGAGGCACUCCUCGAGUACGCAGAGUACACCCUCGGUUGGAUUCUGCGAUGCCGCUACGUGCCAGAUGAGAACCUCGUGCUGGACCACAUUGAUCUUGCCACGGGACAAACCUUUGACUGGAGCUUCACGUACAACACAGGGCAAGCCAUUGGAGCGUCCAUCGCAAUCUAUAACGCCAUGAAAAGCAAUGGCACCGACCAGGGUCAGAUGCAAACCUAUAUGAAUCUUGCGAGCAACAUGGCGCUCAACGCGAUGAACCGGACGACUUGGAUCGAUGGCGACGGCACGCUCACGGAAAGAGACGCGUAUCCCGGCACUGGCGCCGACCCGACACCGGCCUCCCAGGACUGCGACGCCAUUGGGUUCAAGGCCAUUCUUCUGCGCAAUUUGGCUAAGCUGUAUAUGCUUUUACGAAACGAGGGCCUCAAUACCGGGCUGCAGGGUCAGAUCAUCACAUUCGUGCAGUGGCAGUUUCACAGUCUGCUGACGCGCAAUUGUAAUGGGCAAGAUCAGUAUGGCCCGUGGUGGGCUGGGCCCAUGGACUUGCCGACUAGUCAUAGUCAACUUGCCGCAUUGGAUGUCAUGGCUGCUAUCCACGCCGUGGGAACUCAGGGACAGGAAUAUGACCAGUGAAGGGAUGGCGGGUUAUGUGAUACGAUCUAACGACAAUUACGAAGCGCUGGCGUCUCAUGGAUUUGAUGAUUUUCAGGAUCUCUGGAAGUGAGGGACGAUACAU